CUGCAAAUGAGCAAUAUUAAUAAGAUGAAACUUCAAGUUUUUAAAAUAAGUCUAAUUAGAAAAAUUAAAUUUUGCAAAUUAUUCUAAAUCUAUUUAUUUUUUUAGCUAAUUAAAACUUACAGGUGAGGGUAGCUGAAGUUAAGUUAAUACCUACGCGCGUAGAUCUUUUAGUUUUACGAAAAAGGAUUCCGCCUUCGAAGCAUCUGACCUAUUUCAUCACAGCAUAACUUGAGUUAAAGUGACUGAUAGGUUGUGGUGUAAUCACUAAUUCAUUUUGGUUUUUUUGCUAGCAUUAUAAAGAAAUUUGGUUCGAAACAGAUCCAGUUUUCUGUUAUUUAAUCCUUUAAGGACACACAUUAUUGGCUGUCAUUUUUCCUUGUCCUGGGGCACAUUUUAUCCAUUUUAAUGGACUUUUAACUAUGAUUGACUAGUUAAGCCAGACUACAGAGUUGACAAGAAAAUCCUAAGCCAGUAAUAAAUACCUCUUUGGGACUGGGAAUGGCUGCCUAGAAAUUGGGCAGUUUGGAGAGUUGCAGCUCCUCUCGGGGCAGUCUGUAGUCAUGGUUCUCUUCAAAGAUAGUGGACCUUACUAGUCCACAUUCAACAGCUGAAGUGGCCAGUGAGGACUCUGGUUUGGAGAUUGUCACUAGAGUGUUUUGUGUGUUGGAAGAUCAUCAAGAAUUUGAAGUUUCAGCUCGUAGUUUGACUGGCACCUUGUUCCAUGGAGUCAAGUGCAACCAGUUAUUAAAUGAAACAUCCUUGGCGAUUAUCCAGUGAUAGUCCGGCUUCAGUACAGAACUGGCUGGAGAGCAGAGGUACUGAUGGUGUUUACAGUAGCUGCAUCCUUGGCCUCUUUAAAUUGGACAGUUUUGAGUUGGAUGGCCCUGAAUGUGAAAACAAUACCUUGAAACACCAGCAGAACUUGGAACAAAUUGGAACAGAGAAUCAGUAUAUACUACCAGCAAGUAAAGCUAGACAUAAAAGGUUGAAGGGUUGUGAGAGAGGGCUAAGUAAGAAAAAUACUGCCGUCUCCACAAGUAAUUCCUCAAUCAAAAUUGAAGACAGGAAGAAAAGUGUUGCAGAAGAAUGUUUAAAGUCUGCGUGUGAACAGAAAUCAAGCAUAGAGCCUCUGGGAGUCAACGAAUCUGCAGAAAUAUUGAACAGUUUAGAAGUGAAGAGGGAAGAAAUUAUUUGUGAAAGUGAACAGAAACCAUCAUCCCUUGAAGUUCAAACUCAGUUCUCUGCAAUCUUUUCUUCUCUUAGUGGCAAACCCGAACCACCGACCAAACUGUGCCCUCAGCAAGAGAGAGAAAACUCGUCAAAGUGUGUGGGUAAUGACCACAGAAUUAUUCAACAUGAUUAUCAGACUGCUAUUCAUAACUUACAACAAAGUAUUUUGAAUAUGGAAGAGGGAUACAAGAAGAUUAAGAAGCAGGGUGAUCGUGCCAGAGAUGAAGAUAAAGAGAGCCAGUGUCAAAAAAUAUUUAACAAAGGAAAAGAAAUCACUGGCUCCAAAACUGUGAAAGAAGAAGCUAAUGUUACUGGUGACUUAGAAACUUGGAAGCCUUCUUUUGUUGUCCCUAAGAUGAAGCCUAGUUGUUCUCGUGUACCUUUCACUAUUAAACAUUCACCUUUUAAUGUCCUGUCAAAUAUUCAAGGAAAUCUGUCCCUUCACUUAGAGUCACAUGUGGCUUCAGAAACAAUGACUAAUAACUUGGAGAAGAAGUCCAAAGAGGAUGACUGCCAGAAGGUAGCAUCUUCAGAAGCUGAUGAUUUAUUUAUACUGGAAGAUAAAGAAAAUAUUCAAAUGUUAGAUUCAGAACAAGUUGACAAGAUAUUUUUGAGAACUACUCCAAAAACGCUGUCUCAUGACCCAUUCACCUGGGAACACUGGAAAUUUGCGCUUGGACCUGGAGAAUUUCUUUCAGAAGAGUCACUAGAUGAGAAACUGGUAGAUAAUCUUGUAAACAAGUUUAAUGAGAGCGUUGCAGCUAUCUGGGGAAAGACUGACGAUCUUCCUUCAAAUGAGAACCUGGAUUUGAAAACUAAUCCACAACAGGUUGAAUUUUCACUGAAAAUGUUAACCUCGAUGUUGACAAACUCCGGUAAGCUUCAGACUCCGAAUUACACAGAAAAUAAAAAUGUGAAUCCAGUUCAAGGAUAUUCUGUUUGGUCUGCUGGAUAUGAUGACUUGAAAACCUUGAGUUUAAACGAAUCAAACUUUUCCCCCUUUGCCCUUACUUCUCUUCGUCGUAAUCUUGCUGCUGGGAUUAUUUCUGGCUUCCUUGCGUCUGGAAUUGGUCUAGGGAAGACUACCCGUUACUCUGAAGAUCAUCAGUCACCUGCUUUCUCAGAACACAUCCAAUACUUGCAGAAAGGUUCUUUUGUUCCGGAUGAAGAUGAAGUUAAUAUUCAAGAGGAUAACAAAGAUUUGGAUGACAUACUGUCAUUUCAUCCAGAUGCAAUUUGUUCAAGCUUAGAAGAUGAUGAUGGAAUUUUAAUGUCAUCCUCCGAGGAUGAUUCUAGGCAAGAAAGCCCUGUGAUAAAUUUUGUCGGAAGCAAAGUACAUUUAUGGAAAGAUACACCAGAACAUGUCACUGAGCCAGUUGAAAAUUCUGAUGGUGAUUGCUGGCUUCCCUUUCUCUCCACUCACAAUACUUUUGGUGUGUUCUGUAACAGUCAUAAAGGUGAAAAUGAAACUGAAAAUAAGUUUUCCUUUGGGAACGUGACAGAGCAGAGUGUGGACUGUAAAAAAAACGAUGAUUGUCACGAAUUACAAGACUUCCGUUACUGCACUACUCUGACAUAUCACAAAGGAGAGAGUAAGUUUGUGGAAGUUGUUCCCUCAUCAUACAAAAAGAAAAACCUAGAAGAUGAUCGGGUGGGAAAUUAUUAUAAUGAAGCUUACAGAAGUUUCUCCAAGUAUGAAGUUAAUGUGGAGGAAGAGGAAAAUCUUCUGACAUCACCUAGAACCCACUUUCAACCUAUAAGAGAAGACUCUUUUGACUCGGAGAAUAGUGACGACACGGAAAUUGUUACGUUAACCGUAAAACAGGAUGAAGAGUCACCGGAGUUUCUUGUUGACCUAACCAGUGUAGACGAGAUUCGGGUCAGUCAGUCACCUGGUUCUGGCGACUUUGAUAAGCUGGAAAAUAAUGAAAAGCUCAAAGAGAAUGGUCGAACACAGCGUAAUAGACGAAGAAAGCGUACGGUUUCUUCCUCCUGUGAAGAACUUGUGUCUUUAACUGGUGCCUUUAAUCUUGAUGAAACUGGUUCUGGUUCCAGUUCACUCACUGAAGAAGAAGAAGAGAGCCAAGUGUCUGGUUCUUUUUCUAGAACAAAUGAUUUGUAUGAAGAUAAGGGAACAAAUACAGAGACUGGCAAUUACUAUGGAUUAUGGGAAGAUGAAAAACUCCAGGAUGAUGGCGAUUACUCUCUGGCAUCGGGUGGUAAUUCAUUGUUUAAUGUCUAUGAAGAAGAGCAGUGGAAUUUCACUGAUGUGCCUUGGAAAUGGAGUACCAAUGACCACGAGAAGACCACCUGGAUAUUCGAGAUCACUGAAGCCCCGCACGAUUCAAAGGUGCUUCCUGUCUCGGACAAAGACGUGGUAUCUGAGAAAACAGACUUGAGCUUGCUACGCGAAGAAAUAGAAGCAGAAGAAGAGGAACUUCUAAGAGAUAUUACUCGUGUGAAAGACAGAUGGGAGGAUGUGAUUGAAUUGAAAGAACAAAAUGAUUUCCAAGAUUAUUCAUCGGUUGGAGGUUUAGAGAAUAAGACAAAUGAGAUUUGCUGCGAAGAAGAUUGUGCGUCGGUUUACACACCUUUUGAUGGAUUUUAUAGCAACUUGGGUGAAAACUACCAGGAUCUUGCACAGUACUGGGACAUGGGGAAUAUGGAUUACAAAACUAAAGAAUUGAAUGCAAUGGAUCUACAGGAUCUGAAUGAUACCCCUUACCCUUCUGCCACCUUCCUACCCAGAGAAAGUGUUUUCUUUUCAUCUCAGUUGGAAGAAGAAUGGAGAAGGGACAGCAGUCCUUUUGGAGUACAAAUACCUCGACGAAAGAAGCCAAAGUCUAGAGUUCUGUCUCAGAAACGACCCUGCACUUUUUAUCUCGAAGGAAACUGUCUCCGUAAGGACUGCAGAUUUUCCCAUGACCUGUCUCAGAUUACCUGUCGUUUCUGGGAAGAAAGCUCUUGCUUUAAAGGUGUUACCUGUCCCUUUCUGCAUGGAUAUCCCAGUCCAGCAGAACAUAAUUUUGAAAGAGAGAAUUCAACAAAGCGAAGCUUCUUGCUGGAAUCUGAAAAUGAUUUUCCUUCAUUGUCCAAGUCUGUGCAGGAAAAUCAUCUUAAGAUUUUGGAAGGGAACAAGAGUUUACGUAUGGGAAGAAAGCGUGGAAAGCAGGAACAGAAGUAUCCUGUAGAAGACUAAAGUUGCCAAGAUGUCUUGUCUAGUGUCGUUAGGCACCGGAUCCCUUUUUUGUUGUUAGGAAAAAGAUAGAUUAGUACAUUAAUUUAUCCUUUUAGCUCAAAACUAGGAAACUUUUAUGUGUAUGAGAUGGUUACUUUUUAAGUGUUACAUUAGUAGAAUGUUUUUGGCCCAAAUUCUUGUUUUUAACCGUACGAGCAUGUCUGUUAUCUACACAUCCUUGUAAUGUAUGUUGCGAUGUGAUAUCCAGGACGUAUUUGUAGUAUGUUAGCCCUUGUCAACCCUUUCCCCACCAGUUAAGCCUGCUAGCCCAAGAUUUCAGGUUACUAAAGUUUUUUUCUAGCUUUGUGUUGUAUACAAUAACUGGUAGUGAAAGGGUUAAGUUAUACUUUGAAAGAAGUACAUUAUAAGUUUAAUUUAGAAUAAUACUACAAAUAUCUCCUAGUGUUUUGUUAAAUGAAACCAACAACCUGCAAUAGUUGGUUUCGAGUGGAAAUGAUUAAGCAUAGUUUAAUAUGAACCACUAUAUUUAGCACCAAUUCUUCAGCUGGUCUUUGUCAAAGGUAAUUUUUCUGAGGGAUCGUGUUUCAGUUGCCUUUGAAAAAAAAAUUCUAAUAAGCUCAAUAUAUUUAUCAACUCGACAGUUGAGCGAUUUGGUUUAACUGUAGUGUUGCUUCAGCUGAGCUGGUUGAACAAAAAAACAUGAUCCCCUAAGUUCUCUCUUAAACCAAAGCCAGUGGGCGACAGUUGAUGAAGGGUGUUCUUUUCUAGUCAUGAAGAGGCAUUAUUUGGCUUUAAUUGAUUAUGGUAAAGGAACUUUACAGUUUACCUUCAGUCCAACAGCAGAAUAAUUAGUUCGAAACAAAAACUGCUAAUUUUUAACUUGAACCUUUGAGUCCAGUCUUAGGUUUCUGUCAUCUUACCAACAGUAUAAAAUUUUCAUUUAAUAUCUUACUGUUUAUCUGAGCCUAUAUUUUGUUCAUUUUAAUUUGGUGGCGGUCAUCACUGUUGACCUUUAAUAAAGAGAGAAGUUUGGUAAUGAUA
Limulus polyphemus (Atlantic horseshoe crab) is the source of this 5470-nucleotide messenger RNA. RefSeq lists its product as uncharacterized. The transcript has 12 exons. The record is from RefSeq and is a predicted model, not a curated record. Lineage: Eukaryota; Metazoa; Arthropoda; Merostomata; Xiphosura; Limulidae. The coding region runs from base 749 to 4429 and encodes 1226 amino acids. Gene Ontology annotation, molecular function: metal ion binding.